Molecule: messenger RNA, 6334 nt
Organism: Manduca sexta (tobacco hornworm)
Lineage: Eukaryota; Metazoa; Arthropoda; Insecta; Lepidoptera; Sphingidae
Product: LMBR1 domain-containing protein 2 homolog
Exons: 10
Coding region: 440-2497 (685 amino acids)
Cellular component (GO): membrane
Source: RefSeq, a predicted model, not a curated record
AACAUUUUAUAACAUUGAAUCUGAAACAAAGGUUAAAUUUUAUAAUUGAUUGAGUUUUGUGAUGAUAUCACAAAUAAUUUGGUGAUUUGUACAAAUUGUGUUGUUUUAUUGACAUUUAUUUUUAUUUCAUAAAAACUAUUCACUUCAAUAAAUAAAAAUGUUUUCGCAACUGUCGUGCUGUACCUAAAAAUAUGUCAAAAUCCAAUAAAACAGCGGAGACUUCAAGUAUUGAGUUCGAUCCAAUUUUACCCGAGACGGGAGUAUUGUUCUACGAAGAAUGUCCAACUGAGUACGAAAUUGAGCGGCCUAGAUUGUUGCCUUUGAAAUCUAACACACAAAUACGCUUCGAGCAAUUACAGCACGAAGCGGCGAGAAAUUGGAAAGAAAAACAGAAAACUGCAAAGAAAAACUAACUUUUGAGAAAAACUGAUUCGCCAAGAUGGUUUACACGCUGUUCGUAGUGGAAAUAAUUUCCGCUUUUAUAUUAGCGGCCACGCUGUUGUACAGAUACGGCGACUGCUACAGGAACCAUAUCAUAGUGACUGUGUCUGUGCUAACAGCAUGGUACUUUUCAUUUGUUAUUAUGUUCAUAUUGCCCCUGGACGUCACUUCGACGGUUUAUCGGCAAUGUCUACAAGAGAAUGCAACAAUAGAUCCAACCACACCACAAGCAUCUACAGGCAAUGAGACUACUAUAACACCUCCACCAGCCCAUCACUGUGAGGAACCAUGGAGCUAUGUGCCGGACAAUGUGUUCCCAAACCUGUGGCGGGUUGUGUAUUGGACCUCUCAGUGUCUCACUUGGCUCAUAAUGCCAAUGAUGCAAUCAUACAGCAAAGCUGGUGACUUCACAGUGAAAGGCAAACUCAAAUCUGCAUUAGUAGAUAAUGCAAUUUAUUAUGGAUCAUACCUCUUCAUAUGUGGCAUUCUACUUAUAUAUAUUGCCUUAAAACCUGGUGUAUAUUUAGACGGUUCUAAAAUAAAGGCUAUUGCAUCUUCAGCAAGUAAUACUUGGGGUCUCUUCCUGUUGAUUCUGCUUCUUGGAUAUGCACUGGUUGAAGUGCCUAGAAAUUUGUGGAAUAAUGCCAAGAAAAACUAUACACUAACAUACAGUUAUUUCAAAAUAGCUAAGUUGAGCACUGACAAGUGUGAGGCUGAGGAAACUGUGGAUGAUAUUUUAGAUAGCUUAAACGCAGUGACGGCAUCGGUUGGGGCUGGACAUCCCCUACAUCGACAUGUGGAAACGAUCGUUCAGAAACUACCCAUACAAUUACGAGACAGACUUAAUUCGCGCGCCCCGCCAGAGAGACCCACGUCGCCCUCUCUAAAAUCUCUAGUCAACUUACAUAAAAAGACGAUCAAAGCACUACACGUGCUUCAACGCACCGAGACCCAGUGGGGUUUGAUGUUAGAGCGUAUCUUCCAUCUGGAAGACGUGUCGUCCAAUCAACGCUCGCCAGACAAACGGUUCCAGCACACCUUCCACACGCCACGACCCAGGCUGCAGAGGAUUUUAUACCCGCCUAUACUGGAGUGGUAUUGGGAAUGCUUAUUCAAACAGUACUUCCUGAAGGCGAUGGCUGUGGUGACUGGCAUCAUGUCCGUGGCGGUAGUGUGGUCGGAACUCACUUUCUUCUCUAAACAACCUGUGCUGUCGAUAUUCGCAAACAUUAAUAACGCAGCGAAAUACACUUAUAACUAUGCUGCUAUUGUGACAGUGUCAACAAUAGUGAUUGCAUACAUGUUCUACUGCGCGUACUCCACCGUGCUGAAGAUCCGUCUGCUGAACCUUUACUAUUUGGCCCCACACCACCAGACCAAUGAGUAUUCACUCAUCUUCUCCGGCAUGAUGGUCUGCAGACUCACGCCGGCUAUGUGCCUUAACUUCCUCAGUCUGAUUCACAUGGACUCUCAUAUUAUCAAAGAGAGAAUCAUGGAGACUUAUUAUACUCAGAUAAUGGGCCACAUGGACGUGCUUGGCAUCAUAGCGGAGGGUUUCAACAUCUACUUUCCCAUGUUGGUGGUGUUGCUGUGCGUUGCCACCUAUCUCUCGCUCGGCAGCAGGCUGCUCUCUCUGUGCGGGUUCCAACAGUUUGUGGGCGAUGACGAACUCACUACCGACUUGGUGGAUGAAGGCAGGGAGAUUGUUAAACGAGAAAAGCGCAAGCGUCAGCGUGCGGAGGAAUCGUUGACGCGCCGCCGCGACUACAACGAGCGGUUCGCGAACUACCGCACCAACAGGGACGCGCACGACGCAGCCCGCACCGGGCUGCUAAACGACGUCGACUCAGAUUACUACGUGACACCCAGUCCCGAGCGAAACCAACCAACGGGAUACCAACGCGCCGAGGUCCCGUACAACCGCCCCAGCCUUACUCUGGAGGACGAGUUGGAACAACGCUUUGGGGAAAGCACUAUGUCGAAUUUACGGACGGAGUUUGAAGGACGUAGGGAUAAGAUGACGAUGCCUCCGAGAGGACUGUUCGAUGAUGUAUAGAGGGGAAUUAAUGUCUAUGUGCUUUUGUGGAGAUAUUUUGUAGAGUCGAUGUGUUGAACGUUGGUAAAACGCUUGUGACGUGCCUUUGGAUGUGGGCAGGGGUUUUUGUGAGGUAUUCAUCCUGUGAUUAUGUUCAAGGGAUUAUCAAAGUUAGUUGGUCAAGUCGGAUCCUCUUUUUGGCAGAUCCUAUAUCUGUCUUAUAUACUUUCUGUUGUGAAAUAGAUUCUUUUUUUAAAAUCUAAUGGAGAUAUGUUAUUUUGUUAAAUAUUACGGAGAUGUGUACUGGCUUCUAAAUUAAUUAUCGAUGUAAAAUGUUUUAAAUGGUUAAUAAAUAUUCUUAACCUCAAUCCCAAAAAUAUACUCGUUUCAUUCGCAAUAAAUUACUUACUCGUGUAUAUUAAGUCAUUCGAUCAAUAUGUCAAUUACACUGUAAAAAAAUAUGUUUUGAACCUUGAAAAUAUGCAUUUACGGAACUUUUUUAGUCCUCAUUUGUAAUAUAAUAGUUUAUAUUUAAUAUUGUUUGACCGUGAUCUAUAUUGUGUCUUGGGUAGCUGGCGGUGAGGGUCGGGAGUGGGAAGACCUGCUGUACUCUUACAGCUUGCCAUCGACGUUUGCGUCUACGCAUUGUUCGUACCGUACUAUAUGUAGCCUUCAUAAAUGAUAUACAAUAAAAGGUGGCUUAGAAUGGGAUGACGGGAAAUCCGUUAAUUUAAACUUUUAACCCAUUUACUGUCUGCCAACUGAAAACUGACUCCAGGCAGACCUUUGAGAGCGAAUUUAAUGGAAAUUAAAUGUCUAUGUUUGUUAAGCAAUUUUUGACAUCGUGCCGGUAGAAAGUUAUUGAAUUCCAUGAUGUUCGAUACUGCUAUAAAUAGUACCUAUAAGUUAAUUUCCAAGCAGAUUAAGUCCUGAUUCAGAAAUUGACGAGGAUGAGGAAGAAGUCGAAACCCUGUUAUCAGAGUAGCUCAAAUCCUUAAUUUUUAGAUAUUAUAUUUAAUAUUAUUUAAGCGCAUAUUUGUCUUAGUUCACGUUUAACCCUAAAUUUUUAUUAGUUAAGUAUUAUUUAAUAACUUAUUUUUAAGUCAUUCACUAUCUGGUUUUUCGUGAUUCUAUAAAUUAAAAUUAAUAUGAAAAUAAUAUAUGCAUACCAUACGUAUAAAAUAAUGUACUAACUGUAUAAUUAUAAAUAAAUAUCGUAACACUUAAAAUAUUGUAAACCAAAUUCAAUCAAUAUCGUCAGUCAUCAUCAUCUCAGCCACAGGAAGUCCACUAUUGAACAUAGGCCUCCUCCAAAGAUCUCCACGUCGACCUGUUGGAAGUGGCCUGCAUCCAGCGACUUCCUGCGACCUUAGCCAAGUCGUCCAUUUCGACAUUUCGCUUUCCUGUACGUGGCCUCCACUCUAGAACCUUUCGACCCCAACGGCCAUCGGUUCUUCAAGCUAUAUGCCCGGCCACUGCCACUUCAACUUGCUAAACCUAUGGGCUAUGUCGGUAACCUUUGUUCUCCUACGGAUCUCCUCAUUUCUGAUUCGAUUUCGUAGAGAAAUACCGAGCAUAGUCCUCUCCAUAGCUCGUUGAGUGACCUUGAGCCUCCUAAUGAGGCCCAUAGUGAGAGGCCACGUCUCGCUGCCAUAUGUUAUCAUAUAUCUUCAGUACUUUCUUUUUAUGUUAGCAGUGCUUUCGACUAACCCCCCCCCCCCCUCCGCCCUACUCAAGGCACGACACAACUCGCAGUCACACCAUAACUCAAUCGAUGAUCAUAAUUAAUAAUUGCAGUACAUUUUUUUCUUAAACAGUUUCAGAACAACCCACUUUGUUGUGAACUGAAAACAUUAAUUCUUUAAUAUUUUAAUGAAACAAAAUAUCUCCACGAAAAAAAUAUAUCGAGCUAAUUUAAAAAUACUUAUUAAUUAAAGUAAUCGUUUAUAAUUAAAUAUAAUUUAUAGGAAAUGUUAUGUUUUCAAGAAGUGAUGAAAUUAUUUAAUAAGUGUUUAUUGUGAUUAUUUUUGUGUACAAAUUACAUAUUGUUAUUAUAGUCAGGAAACUAUCGAUAUGCAGUACGGCCUCUUUGAAUUUGCCUCUUUGUUUUUAUAACAAUAUAAUUCCAAAAUGAAUAUAUUGACUGUUAAAUACUUUACACCAUUUUAGGAUCAGACACACAUAAGUAUCGUUAUUUUUUUGGCAUACGCAUAUAUAAUGCUACGUUUCUGUCUUACCUACUUAUCUUAUACAUAUAAUUAUAUGAAUAAUUAUAUACAAGUUCCUAAGGAUUUUCUUUAUAAAAAUAUUUUCAUGACAUAUAACAUUUUUUUGUUUACAAUUAGUCAGCUACAUUUUUUUUUUUCUAAUUAUAAGUGGGAAAGAAAUUUAUCGAUGUCAUUUUUAAACAAAUAAUUAUUCAUUUUAUCUCGAUAAAAGUAUAAUGGUUUUCAUAAAUCAGUUUAAACUCAAGCCCGUAAUUUUCUACUUUAUAUCGAUAAUAUCGACUAUAUUUAUUAUAAAACUUGACUAUAAUUGUACUGCAUAUAAUUUUAGAACAUAGAUUAAUAGGGCCAAACUUUUCUUCUCAUUACACAAGGUAAUUUUUUCACAAUAAUUAAGUUUAAACGCAAAACAUGCUUACACUCACAAUAUUUUAAGAAAACAUAUCUAUUACUGGAGAAUGGCCAGUCUUGAAUAACAUUUAAAUUCAUAGGUAUAUAAUUAAAAAGAUUACAUUAUAGCUAAGUAGAUUUUGACAAUAUCUAAUUAUUUAUUCAGAUAUAGACUAGCUAGAAUCAUUUAUAUAUUAUAUCACAACUGCUUGAUGAAAAGGAGUGAAAAAGUUUAUCGUUGCUUCAACUAUCAAGAUACUAAAUAUCAUCGAAAAUGUAUGGUAAAAGAAAAUGAGAUUACUAAUCUAAACUGUCAAAACCUACAUAGCUCGGCGUCGUUAGUUAAAGAUGUAGGAUAUGAUUAGAUAAUGACUAAUUUAUAAUUAACAAGAACCGUGGUUUAAUGGUAAUAGUCAUAGUUAGUGAUUAAAUCUAAAAAUUAUUGCACUAUACUGCGUUGUAACACGCGCUUGCCUUUCAAGCCAGUUCAGUUUUGAUACUUUUUAUAUCUAUUGUGUCGUGAAUGUCAGAUGUGAUUGCUGUAAUGAUGAAGUGGCAACUGAGCUCACACAUAGUUCUAAAUAUCUAUGACAUAUUAUGUAUGUACAAUUUAGAUUUCCUCAUUCCCCUGUAUGUCAGCCCUGUAUUAUACUAUGCCGCAGCUGGGAACAGGCCUCUACUUCUACUUGUAUAAGUCGUUUGUUGAAUUAAGAUUGUUAACAAAAAUAGAAGUCGAGGACUUAUAGAUAUUGGCAUUCAUUGGGCCAAUGAGAUGCACUUUAAGAACAUUACGGCCUUUGUCAGGUUUUAGUAUCAAUGCUAUCGGCUUGUAUAUUGAGAUUUAUUUUUAGUUCAAAAGAAUUUCAUAGUUCUUAUUGAUUCUGCAUAUAAUCCACUGUUUGCAAUUUUUAUAACGAAGUACGGAUUAAAGUAUUCAGCUGAAUUUACCAUAACAUACAAGCGUUUUAAUUUUUUUGUCACUUAAGUAAUACUUGCCUGUUAAAAGGCAAAGGCAACUGCGAUUUCUGUAUAUUUUUAGUGGAUAAUGUUUUAAUAACGAUGGGUGCGAAAGUGUACGAUAUAUUGAGUAUUACGAAAUCUAUAAUGUUAUUUAAUAAAUAAACUGUAAAUAUUAUUUUCUUAGCUUAAAUGGUAUUUAUAAACGCCAUUGUGUUUAUUUGUUAUAUUUUGUUUCAUUCCAUAGUUUUAUCAAGUUAGCAUUAAACUGACGUGAUAUUGUUAA